CAUUUGGUGGUUUAAAAUUGUAAAAUUUAUUGAAAAAAUAAAUGAAAAUAAAAUAUAGUUAAUUAUGAUUAAUUUUUUUGAUUUAAUUUAUAAUAAUUUUUUAUAUUUUUAUUGAAUGAUAUGAUGAUAUUUUCCUGGAUUGGCGUAGAACCCACAUGCUAGAACAGUUCUAACCUGUAAUUUAUGUGCUUUCAGUUGAUCCUCCGGUCGAUGUAAGGAAGCGGUUUUUUUCUCUCCCUGCCUACACUCUUCCUCUUUGCGGCCCUUCGAUCUAAUCAUUCGCAGUCGUCCGCUUCUCGGCGCUUUCAACGGAGGAAGACGGGGGAGCUAAAGACGCGUCUAUAAGGUGGCCGGCUCGGCACUGAUCGGCGGAGAAAACCGGCUUCGGAACCACCGCAUUCAGGUUUCAAAGGAUCAUCUGCAUUGAAUUUCUGGAAACUUGCUCAGUUGCUGAAGAGGGAGAAAUACCACUCAGGCAAUCAUGGAUGUUGAUUCACAGCCAACCAUGGAGGAAACUAUCCUAGUUGGCGAUGACCUUAUGCUGGGACCACCUUCACCUCUGAUACCCCCAGAGAUUGCAUCUCAUGUUCUUGAAGGUGUUGAUUUAUGUGAUGGAAUACUGAGGAAUCUCUUCUUGUGCCUGCAAAUCAAUGAUAUUGAGCCAUUUUGCCAAGAUGAGAUCGUUUUGUAUAGACAAUGUGCUGAGAAAAGGGAUCAGGAGCUAAGGCAACGACUUCUGGAUAGUGAGCAUAAGUUGGGAAUGUGUAUGCCUUUGGAGCAAGCAAAAGAAAGAGCUGCACAACUUCAAUCCGAAGUUACAUUACUAGAGAGGCGCAUGAUUCUUGCAAGUGGAAUUGAAGGCAUGGAUGGAUUUCGCCAGAGAUGGAGCUUACAUGGACGCCUUGAGGAUACUAAAAAAAGACUAGAAGCCUUGAACCAGGGAAUGAUGAAGAGGAAAAUUGAAGAGCCGUCAGAAGCAUCUAAGGUAGAACCAAUUAAAA
Molecule: messenger RNA, 1001 nt
Organism: Elaeis guineensis (African oil palm)
Lineage: Eukaryota; Viridiplantae; Streptophyta; Magnoliopsida; Arecales; Arecaceae
Source: RefSeq, a predicted model, not a curated record